Didymella exigua CBS 183.55 is the source of this 2795-nucleotide messenger RNA. Its product is annotated as P-loop containing nucleoside triphosphate hydrolase protein. The transcript is spliced from 2 exons. Gene Ontology annotation, biological process: maturation of SSU-rRNA. The record is from RefSeq and is a predicted model, not a curated record. Bases 222 to 2693 code for a protein of 823 amino acids. Gene Ontology annotation, molecular function: ATP binding; nucleic acid binding. Gene Ontology annotation, cellular component: 90S preribosome. Lineage: Eukaryota; Fungi; Ascomycota; Dothideomycetes; Pleosporales; Didymellaceae.
CAGUGCUGCAGCGCUGGAUUCGAUUGGUUCGUUGGCAAGCCCGUUGAUUGGCGCGCAGAUCGGACUGUGGAUUGGUUGGCCGAUUCGUGGGCCCGCUUUAUUUUGGUCCUGAAGUUCCAACUUUUUGGACGGGCAUCUUUGCAGCCACCAGACGAUUCACGCUUCAGACGCUUCACGCUCCACACGCUUCACACUGACCAGUCACACACGGGUCACACCGCAUGGACGUCUUCAAGCUGCUCUCGCGCUCCGGCGCCAAAGCGGGCGCAAAGGCGCGCGCGACGCAGAAUCUGCCCUCGAGCGGCGCCGCGGCGAAUCCGCAGCUCUUCGGCCACGAGGGCGGACCCGGACACAGCGGCGCGGCGAGCAAGAAGAGGAAGAGAGGCCAGCACAGGGCGGAGCAGGCGGGGGAGAGCGAGAGCUUGUCGGCGGGCCUGGACUUUUUCGCCGCGGAUAAGCGUGCAAAGGGCGCGGGCGAGAAGCGCUCGAGGAGAGCUGCGCCCGAGGUGGACGCAGAUGAGGGUGCAGAGGGUGCAGAGGGUGCAGAUGAGGGUGCAGAGAAUGCAGAUGAGGGUGCAGAGAAUGCACACGACGCCGCAGAGGAGACAUACGACGCUGCAGAGAGCAAGCGCGUCCUGCGCUCGCACAAGCUGAAGAUUGCCGUGCUGGACGACUUUGCCGACGCCCAGCAGAAGAAGAGCGCAAAGAGCGCAAAGAGCACAAAGAGCACAAAGAACACAAAGAACACAAAGCGCAGCAAGCAAAACGACGACACCGAGCCCAAGCCCACCAAGGACGCGAAGAAGCAGCUCUACCCGCACCCGCUCACUGACUUUGCCCAGCUGCGCACGCGCUACGCCGUCUCGAGGCGCCUCGCGCAGAACCUGCACGAGCAGGGCUACAGGCUGCCGACCGAGGUCCAGCUCGGCGCGCUGCCGCUCCUGCUCGCCGGCAAGAAGCAGCCUGCUGCGAAGACGGACGGCGCCGAGGCCGCGAGCUCGGGCGCAGAGUACGGCGGCCAUGUCGAUCUGCUGACCAUUGCGCCGACGGGGAGCGGCAAGACGGUCGCCUUCUUGGUCCCGGUCAUCAAUGCGCUGCUCGGCGAGGGCGCGGCGGACGCGGCGAGCGGGCCGCGGGCGGUUGUCGUUGCGCCGACGCGAGAGCUGGCGGCGCAGAUUGUGAACGAGGCGCGGAAGCUGGCCAAGGGCACGGGCAUCAAGGCUGCGCUCAUGAGGAAGGGCAUGGAGGUUGUUGAGCGCGGGGAUGACUUGGUCGGCGAGAAGCCCUCAGCCGACGAUGACCACGACGACGGCAACGACAACGACGACGACGACAACGACGACGACGACAACGACGACGACGACGACGACAACAACAACGACAACAACAACAACAACGGCCACAACAACAACAACAACAACAACAACAACGACAACAACAACAACGGCCACAUCCAGAAGAAGCGCCGCGCAGAGCUCGUCAAAGCCGCCAUCAUCGUCGCGACGCCCCUCGCCCUCCUCAACGCCCUCAAGCGCAGAGACGGCUCCGUCGCGCCCCUCUUCUCCGUCCGCCACAUGGUCCUCGACGAGGCAGACGUCCUCCUCGACCCGCUGUUCCGCGACCAGACCCUCGCCGUCUGGGCCGCGUGCACAAACCCGCUCCUGCGCGUCGGCCUCUGGUCCGCGACAAUGGGCGCCUCGAUCGAGUCGCUCGCCGUGACCACGCUGAACUCGCGCUGGGCCGCGCUGGAGGCCGCCCAUUCUGCCCAUCCCGCCCAUCCUGCCCAUCCCGCCCAUCCCGCCCAUUCUGUCCAUCCCGCCCAUCCUGCCCUGCCUCCCCGCCCCCCUCUUGUCCGCCUCGUCGUCGGCCUCAAAGACACGGCCAUCCCCAACGUCGCCCACCAGCUCGUCUACGCCGCCACCGAGUCCGGAAAACUCCUCGGCCUGCGCCAGCUCCUGCACCCCACGUCCACAUCCCCCUCCUCCGCCGCGCCGGUCCUGCGCCCCCCCUUCCUGGUCUUCACCCAGACCAUCCCGCGCGCCAUCGCCCUGCACGCUGAGCUCCUCUACGACAUCCCCCCCGAAGCAGGCGGCAGCUCGCGCAUCGCCGUGCUGCACGCCGACCUGAGCUCCAGCGCGCGCGACGCCAUCAUGGCCCGCUUCAGAAAGGGCGAGGUCUGGGUCCUCAUCACCACGGACCUGCUGGCGCGCGGCAUCGACUUCCGCGGGCUCAACGGCGUCGUCAACUUCGACGCCCCGACCAGCGCCGCCGCCUACGUGCACCGCGUUGGCCGCACGGGCCGCGCCGGCCGCGAGGGCGGCCUGGCUGUCACCUUGUACACCCAGGACGACGUGCCGCACGUGCGCCUCAUUGCGAACGUGAUCCGCGCCUCCGAGGCCCUGCGCGGCGUCCCGGCGGGCGAGGGCAGCAUCAAGACGUGGCUGCUCGACGCGCUGCCCGCGCCGACCAAGCGCGACAAGGCCGAGCUGAAGAAGCGCGGCGUCGGGUCCAGGCGCAGCGGCUUGACCGGCAGGGACGCGAACAAGGGCCGCAUCAGCACCAAGUCCGGCUUCGAGCGCCGCGUCGAGAACAACAGACGCGGUGCGGUGCAGGGCAGUAAGCGGAGGGAGGAGCUCGCGCGGCGCGCGGGGCCGCGUAGUGAUGGCGAGGGCGACAGCGGCGUCGAAGCGUAGCCAGAUGGUUUCACGCACUACUUUGGGAAGCUAGAGCACCUUCAUGAACACAAGCUGCGGAUUGGACGUCUGUGGAAUGGACGUCUGUAGAAUACACAAGNU